AUGGAGUUAAAAAUGGAAGACACGCUCAAGAAAGCAGCAGCAGCGUCUUCUGGUGCAUUGCUUACGUCAUUGUUUGUGACACCACUGGAUGUGGCAAAAGUGCGCAUUCAGUCGCAGAUUCAAGCAAGUAUAAUCUCGCCCAAGUCACUUGCCGACCUGCGCGUGAUACACUCAAGUGUUGGUACUCCGAUCAUUGAACAAUGUCGCUGUCGUAGUCGCUGUGUAUGUAAUCGAUGCAUCACUCGUCCUGUCGAUCAGUUGAAAGAUAUGCGACGCGGGUGUAAAUCCAUGUCCGUGAUGCGCUUCUCUCCCUGUUCACGAACCAUGGCGCCUCCCUCUUUUCCAAAGCACAUUUCAUGCAUUGCGUCACAUCUUUCAGACUGA
Messenger RNA from Peronospora belbahrii, 384 nucleotides. The record is from the annotation of a GenBank genome assembly. NCBI's taxonomy places the organism in Eukaryota, Oomycota, Peronosporomycetes, Peronosporales, Peronosporaceae.